GCACCGUCUAUGAGAGGCAGAGGAAGUCGGCAUGACCGCAUGACUCACUGGUCGCUCGUGACUCUCCGGACCCAUAUCAGAGUCACAAGGUCCCAGGCUAUCCAGCUGCCUUCCCAGACGACGACGCAGCUAGAUAGACUCAAGAUUUUACUCAUGGCGCCCGCCAAGUUCGCCACCAUUCUCUUCGUCGCCGCCGUAGCCUGUGCCUUCGCCAUCACCUCCACCUCUGCAGCUACCGUCACAGCGCAGAGCUGCGCGGAGCAGAUCAAGUACUUCACCAACUGCCUGGCCCGUGACGAGAUCCGCCAGCAGUGCUGCAUCGUGGUCGAGAAUGCGAGCUGCCUCUGCCAGCUGAAGCAGGCGGUGGCCGUGCCCUGCAUCCCGCACCGCCGCCACGGGCACCGCUGCCCGAGGAACGUGGUUCCGCCGGCGGUGCAGAUGGCCGAGCUUCAGCGCCUCCCGUGCUUCAAGGGCCUCAAGUGCUUGCGAGCUUAGCAGCUAGAUCGUGCAUGCAUGUAUGCUUCAGUGCUUCGUGUCCUUGUUCGCUUGUUGCUACUGUUUUUUUCAAAUUCAGUACCUGCUGAACUUUGCAGUCUUCAUGUAGCCUUCUUUUCGAUCUUCGUUUGUCAGUGUCGCACUUCUUUGUUGUAUGAAUAAUGAUAUGUGUGUACUCGUGACUGUUCUUAAGGGGUAGAGCAUAACGAGUGAUUUUAUUUUGUCGA
Messenger RNA from Setaria italica (foxtail millet), 722 nucleotides. RefSeq lists its product as uncharacterized. Bases 10 to 495 code for a protein of 161 amino acids. The transcript has a single exon. The record is from RefSeq and is a predicted model, not a curated record. Lineage: Eukaryota; Viridiplantae; Streptophyta; Magnoliopsida; Poales; Poaceae.